Messenger RNA from Eleginops maclovinus (Patagonian blennie), 4088 nucleotides. Its product is annotated as inositol polyphosphate 5-phosphatase K-like. Gene Ontology annotation, molecular function: phosphatidylinositol-3,4,5-trisphosphate 5-phosphatase activity; inositol bisphosphate phosphatase activity; phosphatidylinositol-4,5-bisphosphate 5-phosphatase activity. The record is from RefSeq and is a predicted model, not a curated record. Lineage: Eukaryota; Metazoa; Chordata; Actinopteri; Perciformes; Eleginopidae. The transcript is spliced from 14 exons. The coding region runs from base 136 to 1596 and encodes 486 amino acids. Gene Ontology annotation, cellular component: plasma membrane; ruffle; cytoplasm. Gene Ontology annotation, biological process: negative regulation of phosphatidylinositol 3-kinase/protein kinase B signal transduction; negative regulation of insulin receptor signaling pathway; phosphatidylinositol dephosphorylation.
GCGGGAACAACAACACUAGCUACUGUACUGCGGUCUGUUUACUGUCUGUUUUUAGAAUUCUGAACCAGGGAAAACAGGAACUACCAAACUACGUCGAGGAGUAAAAGAAACGCAUCCUCGCGUUUACAGGUGAUCAUGGAGGAGAAUGAGGAACAGACAGACUCCUUUUUCAGGAAAGGAAACUUCGAUGGAGACAGCUUCAGGCUCCACAUGGUGACGUGGAACGUGGCCACAGUGGAUCCACCAAAUGACGUCACCUCUCUCCUCCAGCUGAAUGACCCCAAAGGCCCGGACCUCUACGUCAUCGGUCUGCAGGAGGUGUUCUCCGGGCCGCUGAGGUUCAUGUCGGACACAAUGUUCGACGACCCCUGGAGUCAACUGUUCAUGUCCACCUUGGCUCCACUAAAUUACGUUAAGGUGUCCUCUGUCAGGUUGCAGGGUCUGCUGCUGCUGUUCUUCUGCAAACUGGAGCACCUCCCCUUCAUCAGAGACAUCCAGGCCACUUACACACGCACAGGCAUUUACGGUUACUGGGGUAACAAAGGUGGAGUGUGUGUGCGUCUGUCUUUCUACGGCCACAUGCUUUGCUUCUUGAACUGCCACCUGGCGGCGCACAUGAACUACGCCUCGGAGAGGGUGGACGAGUUCGAGUACAUCAUGGACAAACUGGCCUUCGUCUCUGAGAAAGCUCCGAGAAUUGCUGACCACAAGCUGGUCUUCUGGUUUGGAGAUCUGAACUUCAGGAUUCAGGACCACGGCAUGCACUUUGUCCGCUCUUGCAUCAACGAGCGGACCUACAGCCUGCUGUGGAGCAAAGACCAGUUGACGAUGAUGAAGAAGAAGGAGCAGCUGCUGCAGGAGUUUGAGGAAGGGCCUCUGGACUUUCAACCCACCUAUAAGUUUGACAUAAACUCCAACAAUUAUGACAGCAGGCUCUACAGGACAUGGUUUGGCUUUAACGGUAAGAAGCGUAAGCCGGCCUGGACCGACAGGAUCCUGUGGCGACUCCGGCCCGGCAACCCCCCCACUGAGGAGGAAGAGGAAAACGGUGCACUGGAGGGGAAAGAGGAAGAGGAGGAGUUCCCGCUGAAGAUCAGGCAGGACUCGUACACCUGCAACAUGGAGUACAGCAUCAGCGACCACAAGCCCGUCACCGGGGUCUUCACUCUGGAGCUGAAGAAGAUGUUCGAUGCUCCUCUGGUGCGUCUGAAGGCCGAGGGCGAGUGGAGUGCAGACAUCGACGCCGUGGUUCUGUACCGCCCGAUGCAGCCGUUCCCCUCCAGCUCCUGGGACUGGAUCGGACUCUUUAAGGUGGGGUUCAGCAGCAUGAAGGACUACAUCACCUACACCUGGGUCAAAGACGACGAGAUGAACUCCGACGAAGAAGCCACACAGGUGUUUGUGAGUAAAGAGGAGAUCCCGGUGCGGGGGGGGGAGUGUGUGUUGUGUUACUACAGCAGUGUACUGGAGUGCAUCAUCGGAGUCAGUGAACCCUUCCAGGUCGUUGCGUCGAAGGUAGCGAUCGAGGAAGGCUACGCCCCGGAGAGGAUCAAAGGUCUGGAUAAGAUCGUAGAGGGCGAAACCUUCUACAACUGACCGUCAGCGUGGUAUGAUUCAGACCACAGCGAGCAUUUACAUCACUGUGAUUCCUUACUGGCAGACGGGCUGCCUAUUUAUGCUGUUACAUUUCCACUGACCUCUGACACUGUGGCUCCUCUGGGUCGUUCAACAAGUGUCUUACAACCCUGAGGCUAGGUUUGGAAACUCAGAUUUGAAUUGGUUAAACAGGAAGUGCUUUGAUUCUGAUUAAAUGUUUGGGUAAAGAGGAUCGGGAGGCAACAGAAGGUGAGGUACGCUAUAGGAUGUGUGCAGAUUAAGGAGGCUUUAACACAUGAAAGUGUCUGUAAAACUCACUUUUUUAGAACGAAAAGCUGGAAUAUUCUGAAUAUUUAAUUAGUCUGGAGCGUGCCGACACUCCACUUUCAUUGACUGCUGCUGUAAUGAGAAGAAAAAGGGAGCUGCGAAGUUAACCAAACUCAUUUUCACAUUGAUUCGUAAUCAUUUUGCAGCAAAAUCAACAAUUAAAUGUCCCACUUUUUACUGAGCGAAUAUGAAUUUGUAUCCUCAAAGCCAUUCCUUGGAAUAUAAAUGACUACCAGAGCCAGCACAGGAUAACCCUUUAUUAACAUAGAACAUAUUUAGCUGUGCUUCCCACAUGCUCGCUUCAGUUAAGCUUUAUCAAAUGCUGUCUCACAAUCCUGAGGAACGAAAGUGACUCCCACAUUAAGAGGCAUCAAUGAAAGGCACAUCAGUCAAUACAAACAACAAUAACGUCACUUAUCGACGGCGAAAGGUGAAUAUAUUACAGAAAAACUGUGUUCAGUAGUGCAAAUUGUUGUCUUCAGCAGCCGGGUGGAAAGUGUGGUUAUUUUAGUUUGUCUUCAGGAGAUAGUCCGAGCAAAGUUUUGCACUGUCCAAAUUAUUCUCUCAGAUUUCAAAAGUAGUUCAGAUUCAUUUCUAUUAAAUAUUGGAUAAAAGACACCUUUUAUCUACACAUUAAAAUGGACAUGUUUGUGAGAUAUUGGCUGUAGAAAUGUCUUAAAUUUGUCCUAAAAUAAACCAGAAAUAAACAGUCAUUUUAAUUUACAGAGGGGGAACUGAGGAGGGGAUCGUGUGACUUCUUCUUCAUUUCUAUUUUAGUAUUGUUUGUAUUGUUUGGCUAAAAAAAAACUCACUCUUAAUUUAGAAAUAUACAGAUAAUUAUUGGUCAAACAGGACUGAUAGUAAUCUGUGCACUGUAAAGAAAUCCUUGCUGUACGCUGAAUUUAUUAUUUUGAAGGUAUUCAAUUCAUUCAUAUCUGUUCAGUAAUAAGCUGCUGUAGGGAAAUAAGAGAAUCUUUAGCAGUGUUUUAUUUUCUUGUCACGUUAAUUUAAUAGGCUUCCGUUGACCCUGAAGGAAUUCCCGUAUAUAUAUAUAUAAAUUACAACUUUAUUUGGCUUAUUAUUCCCAGCUUGCUUACCCACCAGCAGGGUUUUGUCUCAACCAGGUAACGGAACCUCAAACCACAAUGCAGAUUCUCCCCGUAAAAUGUUAAAGUGAUGCCAGAAAACAAUCUCUCUGUUGGUCAGAAAGAGUUAAUGAGUCCAGAGAUAUGGAGAUGGGGUCAAAUAGUGGGUAGCGUGAGGCGCUAACGUCACUUCCGGACUAAAUUAAGCCCCGCCCACUUUCAGGUGUAACUCGAGCGAAGUGAAAAUAAUAGUGUCUUCACGUCUUAAAGCUGCUGAGUCAUAUUUUGCACCUCCAACAACAGAUAGAUCCAGAGCUCGGUUCUUUACUUCCUCUCCAGAAAAAAGGAGAGUAAAAGAAAGGAUCAGAAAUCUCAGUCUCAGUGUCAGCCUGCUGCCUGCCACUCGUCCCCGGCAGACCCACCGGACAUCCAUCCCCUAUUUAUUCUCCGUAAGCUGUCUCUGCCGUCUGACCAGACAUCUGACCCCAUCUCCAUAUCUCUGGACUCAGUAAACCCUUUCUGACCCACAGAGAGAGAUUGUUUCCUGGAAUCACUUUCACAUUUUACGGGGAGAAUCUGCAGGUCGCACGCGGACAGUAAAACCGGUUUAGACGAAACCGCUGGCGUGGUUGUUCUCGCGAGAUUUGAGAUAUCUUAUAUAAAGAUCAGCGCCACAGUUUUGCCCUCGUACUACACUUUCAUUCCUUUCUUUUAACACAGAUACAGAAUUGUUGUUUUUCAUGUAUAAUUAUGUAUAGCUUUUCACAUUGUUAUUAUAAGUGUGUUUGGAGAAAUGUCUACUAUGGAUUCAGUAAGUGCCUUUUGAAAUGCACUCAGAAAACAUUCCUCACAUUAUUUAUCAGAACAAGGCUUCUUCUUAUUCUCCGUAUGUCUGAACUUCCCCAUCACACAGAAGGCACCUUGAAUGUUAUGGUUAUUGGUUAGCUGGAAUCAAAUAUAUAUUAACCAGUUUUGUUUGACUUUGUACUAAAACGUGACCUUUUGAAAUAUCGUACUGUAAGAGAAUAGCAUUGUUAAAGCUUUCCAGAUGCACAUAUUAAAUACGUCUUUUAACUCCAA